Messenger RNA from Rubroshorea leprosula, 735 nucleotides. The record is from the annotation of a GenBank genome assembly. NCBI's taxonomy places the organism in Eukaryota, Viridiplantae, Streptophyta, Magnoliopsida, Malvales, Dipterocarpaceae.
AUUGUUUUGCGUGUAGAUAACCAUAAAAAAAAAAACAAAAAUACAAAUAAACCCUCGAAUUAUUCGCUCUUUAUGAUAUCAGACACCAAGAAAAAUCCCCUGCUCAGGAAGCCAUGCAAGGCUCCUCGUCGGGGUCUUGCUCAGAUGAAUAUCCCUGCUCCUGCCGAGGUGGACUUAAAUGGUGGGAAACGUGGCUAAUGAGGAUGCAUGCACCUGCAAUCCCAAUAGCUGGAAACCCACAAGGGACAGUUCUCUCCUGGGAGGCGGUCAGGACAGCAAUCUGCUAGGGAUACAUCCCGGUAAGAAUAGGAAGACUCGGGCUGAACAGAGGUCCUUGGAAGAGAAGAAACAAAAGGUGGUUGAACAGGCUCAACCUGGGGACGCUGAACAGCUGAUGUCUCCCCCAACCUCCGUGCAAGGUGCUUCUGGUCGCACCAAUACAAUCAGGAGGCCCUUGAUCCUUCCCCAAGUAGAGUACGACGAAAGAUUCUCCUUCCAUGACGAGAUGAACCCAUUAGCUGCUAGGAAGUUCAUCAAAUCAACCCAUCUAACAGGAAAACACAUCUUAAUCAUCAUUUCUCUUGGAGAACUCCACUUUGCCAUAAACUUUUAUCUCCUCGAAGAUUUUCUCAUUGCACUAUAGGGUCUUUCGGACAAGGUUAAAGAUGUGAACCAGUUAAUUGUGUUUCUACUGUAAUCACUUAAUACAAUCAAGGGAAUCACUCUAAGGACUAA